AUUUAGUACAUAAACAAACUUGUUCUCGAACUACUACUACAAUAGUUCGGUUCAACGUUUGCAAUUCCACUUUGAGUCGAACGCAACUAUGGCUGCUAUGCAUCUCCGCACGACCGGUUUUUAUCAUGUUCUACGAAAGCAAGCUUCCCAUCGUUCACCAGUUUUUACACGGAAUUUGACGACGGCAUCCUCAUCUUACCAGUCUUCUGCCCGCACCGCUGUCUACGCGACAGUAUUUGCUGCUUCCGUUGGUCUGUUUGCUGUCUAUUACUACGACGCGCGUUCCGCAAUCCACCGUUAUGUUUUGACACCUGUACUGCGUCAUACAUUCGAUGCGGAAACUGGGCACAAGAUUGCCGUCAAAGUCCUUCGUAGCGGACUUGGCCCGCGGGACCCUGUACAGGAUGAUGAAAGAUUGCGGUCUGAGUUUUGGGGGCGUGAAUUAUCCAAUCCCGUUGGCUUGGCAGCUGGUUUUGACAAAGAUGGCGAAGCCAUUGAUGGUAUCCUUAAUCUCGGCUUCAGCUGGGUUGAAAUCGGAAGUGUCACACCAAAACCGCAGCCUGGAAACCCGAAGCCACGUGUAUUUCACCUCCCUGAUGACGCAGCACUCAUCAACCGUUACGGAUUUCCCUCACAAGGCGCUGCCUCCGUGAUUUCCCGCCUUCGCGCUCGCAUACCCAAAUUUCAUGAGACGAAAGACGAUACAACUGCCACUCUCAAACCCGGGUCAGUUCUUGCAAUUAACCUAGGUAAAAAUAAAUCUUCUCCGGUCGAGUCUCCGGAUGACUUUGUCACUGGUGUGAAGACGUUCGGCCCGUACGCUGAUGUUCUGGUUGUCAACGUCUCUAGCCCGAACACACCCGGACUUCGCGGUCUCCAAAAUCGAGAGCUAUUAGAAGACUUGCUUACAAGUGUCACAAAAGCCCGAGAUGAACUAGAACCAUCACCAAUAACGGCACGGCGACCGCGCUUGGUGCUGAAAAUCGCACCUGACCUCGAGGAAUCACAAAUAGUUGAUAUUGCAGAUUUAAUUCGCAAGAGCCACAUUGAUGGCGUCAUCGUCAGCAACACUACCAUCAGUCGUCCUGCAAGUCUUACGGAUCUUAAUAAAUCUGAGAUAGGCGGUCUCUCGGGUGCUCCCUUGAAGCCGCGUGCAUUACAAACUUUGAAAACGCUGCGCGCGCACGUCCCUGCAAGUAUUCCAUUGAUAGGCUGCGGUGGAAUUGGCACGGGCGCUGAUGCGUUGGAUUAUGCUCGAGCGGGUGCUUCACUGAUUCAAGUGUACACUAGCUUUGGCUACGACGGUGCAGGGACUUGUAGACGCAUCAAGGACGAACUGGAGAUUCUGCUCAGAGCAGAGAACACGACAUGGAAGGCUGUUGUUGAUGAGUCUGUACGGAAGCUCAGUUGGACAGAGUCACCAUCAGACUCAGAAGCCGCAGCGACACAAUCAGAUGAGAAGCUCGCCGCUGGACCAGCUUGAAGAGCGGAUCAGUGGGAUUGAUAUGACUACUAGCAAGCAUAGGAAUCCUUAUCAAAUGCAAUUCCAUUUAUAUAGCGCUGAGCGCUAUCUUGAUCCCAC
Molecule: messenger RNA, 1582 nt
Organism: Suillus bovinus
Lineage: Eukaryota; Fungi; Basidiomycota; Agaricomycetes; Boletales; Suillaceae
Product: Dihydroorotate dehydrogenase-domain-containing protein
Exons: 6
Coding region: 89-1483 (464 amino acids)
Biological process (GO): 'de novo' pyrimidine nucleobase biosynthetic process; pyrimidine ribonucleotide biosynthetic process
Cellular component (GO): cytoplasm; mitochondrial inner membrane
Molecular function (GO): dihydroorotate dehydrogenase activity
Source: RefSeq, a predicted model, not a curated record